Sporothrix brasiliensis 5110 is the source of this 3069-nucleotide messenger RNA. Its product is annotated as U3 small nucleolar RNA-associated protein 13. Gene Ontology annotation, cellular component: 90S preribosome; small-subunit processome; nucleolus. Gene Ontology annotation, molecular function: protein binding; U3 snoRNA binding. Lineage: Eukaryota; Fungi; Ascomycota; Sordariomycetes; Ophiostomatales; Ophiostomataceae. The record is from RefSeq and is a predicted model, not a curated record. The transcript is spliced from 3 exons. Gene Ontology annotation, biological process: endonucleolytic cleavage in 5'-ETS of tricistronic rRNA transcript (SSU-rRNA, 5.8S rRNA, LSU-rRNA); endonucleolytic cleavage to generate mature 5'-end of SSU-rRNA from (SSU-rRNA, 5.8S rRNA, LSU-rRNA). The coding region runs from base 1 to 3069 and encodes 1022 amino acids.
AUGGCGACGAAGCUCGCGUACAAGACGACCUUUGAGGUCGACCAGGUCAUCCGGCCAAUCUAUACAGGUGGCUCAGUGGCUCUCGACAGCGGCUCGCGCAUUCUGGCGACGACGCUCGGCGAGGAUGCUGUCCUCACGGACCUGGCGACAGGCAGGCUGUUUGCACGAAUUGAAGGAGAUGGCGAACCGAUCUCGACAUUAAUAUUAACGCCCUCCGCAUCCCACCUCGUCGUCUGCUCGCGGUCCCUGGCCAUGCGCAUCUAUGCCCUACAGGUGUCCCAGGACCUGGACGCCGUCGAGCCAACUCUUCUACGCACGCUCAAGCCGCACGCCACGCCGGCCGUCGUUCUCGCCGUGGACCGCACAAGCACACUCCUGGCCACGGGCGCCGCCGACGGCAACAUCAAGGUGUGGGAUAUCCGGGGCGGCUUUGUGACGCACACGUUCCGCGGGCCCAGCGUGCUCGUCUCGGCGCUGCACUUUUUCGAGGUCGCAGCAACCGCUGGCGGCGCUGCUGCUGAGGUGGCCGCACGGGACGGCAAGAAAAAGAAGAACAAGAAGGGCACCCAGCAGCAGAGCUUGCCCGCGUCCACAGCACAGGCUGUGGACACGGCAGCUCGCUUCCGGCUUGCGUCGGGCAGCCAGGACGGCAAGGUGCGCGUGUGGGACCUGCACAAGCGAGCUGUUGUGGCCAAUCUAGAUGCGCACGUGUCGGACGUGCAGGCCCUUGACUACUCGCCGGUGCAAAAUGUCUUUGUCACGGCCGGCCGCGACAAGACCAUCAUCUGGUGGGACGCCAAAACGUGGACACAGCGGCGCGUGGUGCCGACGUUUGAGCUGAUUGAGGCAGCUGGCUUUGUGUCUGAUGCCGACGGUGCCGACGGUGCCGAUGCAGAGGCUGACAGCGGCGCCGUGACCUACUCUGCCGGUGCCAACGGCUGUAUCCGGCUAUGGGAGACACGUACAGGCCGUGAGAUCACAGCCGAGCAGCCAGCACGAUCGGACGAGGAGCUGAUUGUUGCAGCGCUGUUCCGGCCCGCGCAGUCGACGCUUUUGUGUGUGCAGAUGGACCAGACUCUCGCUCUCUACCCUGUGCCGUCAUCGCGGGAUCUGCUGAGCACAUUUGCCAGCAAUGCCAAGGCUGGCGGUGACAACAGCGGCCUCGCACCCCUCGAGCCGGCGCGGCGCAUCUCGGGCACGCACGACGACGUCAUCGACCUAGCCUUCUUGCUGCCCGACCAGUCGCUGCUGGCGCUGGGCACCAACUCGGAGGACGUGCGCAUUGUCUCCGUGGCGGAACCGGCGGCUUCAUCGACUCCCAGCAGUGCUGCCUACUUUGGCCAGGAUGUAGCCUUGCUCAAGGGCCACACUGAUAUUGUGGUGUCGCUUGACGUCGACUGGUCGGGCCACUGGGUGGCCACGGGUGCCAAGGACAACACCGCGCGGCUUUGGCGCAUCGAUCAAUCGGCGACGGCCGCCGGCGGCAACAAAGUGUACAGCUGCUAUGCCGUCUUUGCAGGCCAUGCGGAGUCUGUCGGUGCCGUCGCGCUGCCCAAGGCCGUGCCCGAGGCAGGCACGCCUGCGUUUGAGGAUGCCCUCAACCACCCGCCGGCGUUCCUCGUCACGGGCUCGCAGGAUCUGACGGUCAAGCGUUGGGACAUCCCGCGGCAGGCACCAACUGCAUCGUCGGCGCAGCAGCGCGCCCUGUUCACCCGCAAGGCGCACGACAAGGACAUCAAUGCGCUGGACGUGGAUGCGGCCGGGCAGCUGUUUGCGUCGUCGUCGCAGGACCGCACGGUCAAGAUCUUUUCGGUGCGCGAGGGCGAGGUGCAGGGCAUUCUACGGGGCCACCGCCGCGGUGUGUGGUCGGUCAAGUUUGCACCGCUGCACACCCCCUCGCUGACGAGCGACACGGGCACCGUGGCCGGCGGCAGCCGUGGUUUUGUCCUGACGGGCAGCGGUGACAAGACGGUCAAGCUGUGGAGCCUGGCGGACUACACAUGCCUGCGGACGUUUGAGGGCCACACGAACAGCGUUCUCAAGGUGGCGUGGCUGGGCAGUGGCGGCGACGGCGCCGAGGACGACGGGAACGACAACGACGGCGGCGGCGAAGCGGAUGACGAAUACAUGGAUCUCGACGACGACGAAGAACGCCCGUCGCGCCGCAGCGCGUCUUCCUUCCGCGGCCCUGCUCCCGUGCUCUUUGCCAGUGCCGGUGGCGACGGUCUUGUGAAGGUCUGGGAUGCCGCGUCGGGCGAGGCCGCGUGCACCCUCGACAACCACGAAGACCGUGUGUGGGCCCUGGCUGUGCGCAACCCGGCCCCGGCCCCGACCACGUCUACGCGUACUACGACUACGACUACGACCGCUACGUCGUCCAAGAAGAGGCGCACACGCAUGUUUGUGUCCGGCGGCGGCGACGCCACGAUCUCGUUCUGGCGCGACACGACUGCGUCGACAGUGGCUGCCGCGGCCGAAGCCGCCAAGGAGCGCGUCGAGCAGGAACAGCUGCUGGCCAACCACAUGCGCCGCGGCGCGUACCGCGAGGCCCUCACGCUGGCGCUGCAGCUCAACCAGCCGGGCCGUCUGCUGUCCGUCCUGUCGCAGGUUGGCGAGUAUGGCGCGAACCCAGGCGUCGACGCCGCACUGGCCUCGCUGACGGACGACCAGCUCUACCUGUUGCUGCUGCGCGUGCGUGACUGGAACACCAACGGACGCACCGCGACGGUGGCGCAGCGCGUGCUUGCCUCAAUUGUGCGCAGCUACCCGGCGACGCGGCUGGCCGGGCUUGCCCGGCGCCGGCACUCCAAGGCUGCUGUCGAGGGCGGCGAGCCGGUGGUGGACGACAUGAGCGCUGGCGGCGUCAGCAGCAGCAUCCGCGGCGCCAACAUCAAGGACGUCCUCGAUGCGCUGCUGGCCUACACGGAGCGCCACUACCGGCGCAUGGCCGAGCUGCUGGACGAGAGCUACCUGGUGGACUACACGCUGCAGGAGAUGGACGCUCUGCAAAUGCCAGGCGGGCCCGUCGCCGGCGAGAUUGAAGACGUGGCUAUGGCGGGCGCGGAGUAG